Gekko japonicus is the source of this 2558-nucleotide messenger RNA. RefSeq names its product potassium channel tetramerization domain containing 15 (gene KCTD15). Gene Ontology annotation, biological process: protein homooligomerization. Gene Ontology annotation, molecular function: protein binding. Bases 188 to 958 code for a protein of 256 amino acids. NCBI's taxonomy places the organism in Eukaryota, Metazoa, Chordata, Lepidosauria, Squamata, Gekkonidae. The record is from RefSeq and is a predicted model, not a curated record. The transcript has 5 exons.
GCGGCGGCGGCGGCGGCGGCGGCAGCCGGUGAGAGCUACAAAGGACCCGGCGGCCGGAGCUCGCCCAGCGCCGGCUCGCUCCGAAAAGGGCCAGGCAGGCUCGCCGCGCACCGCCCGUGCAGGGAGCCUGGAGGGCCGAGGGGGGCUUCGCACGUCUUCUCCUGCACGCAAGGAGGAAGGAAGAGCUAUGUCCCGGCUGUCUUUAACACGGUCUCCAGUUUCUCCCCUGGCUGCCCAAGGAAUUCCUCUCCCAGCUCAGCUGACCAAAUCCAAUGCUCCUGUGCACAUUGAUGUAGGCGGACACAUGUAUACCAGCAGUUUGGCAACACUGACAAAGUACCCAGAUUCCAGAAUAAGCCGUCUGUUUAAUGGCACAGAACCUAUUGUCUUGGACAGUUUAAAACAGCACUAUUUCAUUGAUCGGGACGGUGAAAUUUUCAGAUACAUAUUAAGCUUCUUACGAACGUCGAAACUGCUGCUCCCAGAAGACUUUAAGGACUUUAAUCUUUUAUAUGAAGAAGCCAAGUACUACCAGCUGCAGCCGAUGAUCAAGGAACUGGAGCGGUGGAAGCAAGAGAAGGAACAAAGGAAGCAUUUCCAGCCGUGUGACUGCUUGGUUGUAAGGGUGACGCCGGAUCUUGGGGAGAGAAUUGCACUGAGUGGGGAGAAAGCGCUCAUCGAAGAGAUCUUCCCGGAGACGGGCGACGUGAUGUGCAAUUCCGUCAACGCUGGCUGGAACCAGGACCCCACCCACGUCAUUAGGUUUCCUUUGAACGGAUACUGUCGGUUGAAUUCCGUGCAGGUACUUGAGCGAUUAUUCCAGAAGGGAUUUAACGUGGCAGCGUCCUGUGGUGGCGGUGUGGAUUCCUCUCAGUUCAGUGAAUAUGUGCUAUGUCGCGAGGACAGGAGACCACAGCCCAACACCGCAAUCAGGAUAAAGCAAGAACCCCUGGACUAAGGACCCAGUCCCUUCUCCUCCUUUGUAAAAGUAGAAGUGUCAAAUAGUCCCUCGUGUGGAGAGAGAAAAACUCAAGGAUUUGCAAAACAGUAUUAUGCAGGUGACUUUGGUGUUGCCAAUUAGUGGUAUUUCAGAAACUACCUGUCACAUUGCCAGCCAUGAACUGCAUUUGAAAACAAAGACACAGACGCACACACAUACAAAAAUUCCGUUCUUUUAUUAACAAAUCACUGAGCGCGCUCCGCACUUGAAACUGUUUGUGGGGCGGAACUCUCGGCAGGAUGGCCGCAGUGUGGACAAGAGGCGGUGCUUCAGUGAAGAACAGAUGUUGGCUGGAUUUGUGCAGAGAGACCAAUUGGUGUCAUUUGAAUAUGUCUGUUGAAGGAAUACAUCUGCCAGCUCUCUGGAGGACAGGCCCACUCCCCACUUGGUGGCAUUAAGGACAAGGUCGCCACCUAAAGGAAGACGGUGCUGUGUUGAGUGUCUCCCCCCUCAUGGAAUGCCACACCUUCGUCUGAUAAGAUAUACUUUUACGCCUCCAUUGCUUUACCCCUUCUGUGGUUUCAUUUGCUUAUUGUAUCAAAUGGCUUAUUUUUCUAUACCACCCCUGUCAUUGUUUGUGUGCAGAAACCACCCUGAACAGGGACCAGUUCUCAGACCUUUCUGGUACUGAAUUAUUUCCAAACAGGUGCCCCCUUUUGAGAUCAGUGGAGAUUGCACAGCCAUAAUAGCAUUUCAUGUGUUGCUCCCAAAACUUCAGUAAGAGUUCUGCAGAUUCGGGAAGUUCAGCAAAAGUUCUGGAAUAAGGCAGUGUAACGUUAAACGGGCCUUGUCAAGUUAUGGUCAUGGUUUUUUAAAACCGAUCUACAGGUUUUAAGGUUUUUGAUCACUGAAAAAAUUAGAAAUAGCAAAGGAAGGGCAUGCAUUCCUGGAACACAGCAAAAGUUCCUCCGGUCCAGCAUCUGGUUCCUCACUGAGACCAAUUAGAUAUCCCUGAAGGACGUACCAGCAGGGCAUGGAGGCCAUAUUUCCCCACUGUCCCUGCCCUUCAGAACUAGUAUUCAAAGUAUUACUUAAUUUACAAAGUAUCAGAACUGGUGUUCAAAGUAUUACUACAGGGGAAGGAUAUGGCAUUAUGCUUAAUAGCUAUUAAUGGACCCUGUCCUCCAUUAAUUAGUUCAAUCCCUUUUUAAAGCCAUCUGAGCUAGUGGCCAUGACUACCUCCUGUGGCAGUGAAUUCCAUAGGUUAAUAGUACAUCAUGUGACAUCUUUUUCUCUCCUGAAUCUCCUGCCCUUCCAUAGAUCGGUCAUGCAAGUUCCAUGAUUACUUUCGAUUCUUCAUUUAACCCCCAGCAUGUUCACAUUGCUUUGAAAUGAUCACAACCCCUGACUGGGCCAGGUUAUUAGCUUGCAGGUUUAUGUUUAUGGGCGAUAAAUUAUAGAAUCAAGGUCAAUUCUUUAAAGGCUGGUAGUGUCGGGUAACCCAUAGUUUGGGGCUCUUGGUAUUCCUUCGCGAGAAAUCACAUUUUAGUUUGUAGGUGCAGUGGCAUAAAAGGGCAAGUCAUAAAAUAAUUGUGUUUUCCUAGUGGGUGCGCUGGAG